AUGGCUUGGAUGCAAAAGCUGGUGCAGGCUCUGAACAUUGUCAAUGGUUGGACUCCAUGCAUUUCAUCAAAAUGUGUUUUUGUUAAGUUCCUUGCUUGUUUGAGGGGGUUACGAGGUGAUGCGAGCGUAUUGGAUUGUUCAUUUGUGGCUUGUCAGGUUACAGAACUAUCUUUCUUUGCAUCAAAGGUUCGAUUAGGUCGUAGUGGAGUGGAGGAGGAGGAGGUUCUUCCUCUUGGACCGGAGAAUGAGUUUGAAAGCUCUGCAUCUUUGUUCCAGAAUCUUCAUUCUGCUGUUGAACACGAAACAAUAGAGGCUGAAUUUGUGCAAAUUGGUACUGCCACGAUUCCUAAAAAGUUCUUGACCUAUCGCACUCCGGCAGCCAUAAUGGUACCUAAGGAGAAAGGAUUUCAAGGUUCCCUUGAAACUCCAAUCAACAUGCCUUCAUGGCUCACAGAAGAAGAUAUAAACUACUUCGCUAGUAAAUUUGAAAAGUCAGGAUUUACUAGAGGAUUGAACUAUUAUCGGUGCAUGAACUUGAUUUGGGAACUGAUAGCACCUUGGGUUGGGGUCCAAUUAAAAGUGCCUACCAAAUUCAUUGUGGGUGAUCUUGACCGAGCAUAUCAUUCUCCAGGCAUCCAAGACUGCAUACACAAAGGUGGAUUCAAAAAUGUUGUUCCGUUGCUCGAGGACAUCGUGGUGAUGGAAGGGGUUGGGCACUUCAUCAACCAGGAGAAGCCCCAUGACAUAUCUGACCUCAUAUAUGAUUUCAUUAGCAAGUUUUAA
This is a messenger RNA of Zingiber officinale, 783 nucleotides long. RefSeq lists its product as uncharacterized. The record is from RefSeq and is a predicted model, not a curated record. Gene Ontology annotation, molecular function: hydrolase activity. The coding region runs from base 1 to 783 and encodes 260 amino acids. Lineage: Eukaryota; Viridiplantae; Streptophyta; Magnoliopsida; Zingiberales; Zingiberaceae. The transcript has 5 exons.